GCAUAGGAAGAUUCUAACACAUGAGCACUUCAUAAAAAAUAAUAUGACUUCGAAUUCAACAAAUAACUAAUGGUUUCACUACCCUUCCGAUGAUCAAAUUGGACACUCAAACAUAUAGUGGAAAAUGCUGAGAAUCUCUAAUAUGAUGGGUGAUGGAGCAAUCAUUCAUCCAUUCUAUUUAAUCGAAUAACAAUUCAUAAGUCAGUCCAGAGAACCAAUCCCUAAAAACCCCAAAUCUUUUUCUAAAAAAGCAUUUUUAUCUCAUCACUUAUGUACCAUUAUCAUUCGAGAACACAUAUCAAAAGUCGGAAUGGAACUAGUUACACAAACUUUCUAUUGAGAAAUUAUAUAUCAUUAUCAACCAUCAUCCAUCCUAUGGACUAGACCACUAGCUACUACUAUCAUGUUAAUUAUGAUUAUCUUCCAAAUCAAACGAAGUGCUCUCGUCAAAACCUCACCAAUUUCUCCAUAAAAGUAUACUUCAAAAGGUGAAUAAAACCAUUAUUUCGCUUUGCAUGGUGACAAUACGCAAAGGGACACGAGAGGUACAAAUCAAACCAACCACUUCCUCUCCUCUCCCUUCUUUCUUGUGCUCCUUAUUGCAUUACAAAUUAUUAGUUUUAGACUUUUAGUUUAGUUCUUCUAUGCAAAGUAUUGAUAUUAAUUUAGUAAUAAGUGGGUGUGGGUGCCGGUUGGGUUAAUCGAAAUCAUAAAAAAAAAAAACUGAACUAUGAUGUUUACCCAAAACCAAAAUCGAAAGCUUAUUGGUUAACCAAAAUUCGAUAAGACCUUAUCGGAUUCGGUUAAAACAAACAGUGAAUUUAAACCCCUACAUCCUCAAUUAAAACCAAAACCCUCUGCACUCCUCAACUGCUAAUUGUGGUUUCAAUUUCUUGUAUGUUUUUCGGUUUAACUUAGAACCGCUGAUAUACAAACUGGGUUGGAAAACGAAAACUCAUAACCGCUAUCCCAGCCCUAGGUGUCACCAAUGGAACUCUGGAGAUAUAAUAUUUUAUGUUCAACAUUGUCUCGUGAAAAAUAUAACCUACAAGAGUUGUCAAUUAAGCAGUAUAGCUUGAUUCGCCCUAUUAUCGUGAUUAAGUUGACAAUCAUGAUGACUAGACAUUCAUUAUAGUUGUGAAUCACUCAGUUUAAAAACUAAUAAGUGGAUUAGGCUAAUGAAAUUUUGGACAUGUAGGGUUUGAGUUAAAUACUAUUAUGUUGUUCAUCGGCGAGAAUACAAACUAUGAGAGAUAUAUUAAUAAGACAAUAUCUAUUGAUUCAUUUAUUAUCAUGAUUGCGCUAACGAUUAUAGUGAUCAGUUGAUUAUCUUCGAUUGUGGAUCACUCGAUUGUUAUGGAAGAGAAUUACUAUGACCCGUAUUUUUGUUUAGUCAACCGAAAUUAUGGUUAUAGAUGGCAAAAGGGUAUUUUGGCUUUCUCCAAUAGCUAGUUGACCGAUUGAUUAACGUUAUUUAUGGUUUUAUUUCUAUCCAACUUGGAUUAGGAAAUUAUGAAGGAAACAAAUAAGGAGCUCAAGCAUCCAAUCAGUAUCAUAAAUUCAUAAUGAUAUUAUGCACGUGGCUUAACUGGCUUCCAUGUCUCCCAUUAGUACAUGUUUAUGAUUUUUUUUUUUUUGUAAUUUCCAUUUACCCAUUAAUCCAUUAACUAAUGAAGUUUAAGGGGGCAAGUAGCAAAUAACGUAACAGGAUUAAGGCUUCCAAAUUGUCUUGAUGACUGCUCUUGACUAAGGUUUUGAUUGCUUUUUUUUUCGUUGAAUACUUUCACCCUUGGCCAUCCAUUGAAUUAAUCCCAUUUACUCCCACAAAUUAAUUUAAAGCUUCCUUGAUUAUGAAGCAAUGGCCAAUAGUCCAACCAAGAAGAUACCAACUAUGUAACUAAAAGAUGUUAGAUGUCCAUAACCAUCUAAAUUUAGGAAGAAUUUCACGUAAAUUAGGACCAAAGUUUCAAAAUGAGACAUUUUGUUCAAAUGUCUCGUAUGUGAAGAAAAAUUAAAACAAGACAUUCGGCUCAUAAGAUAAAUUAAAUGUAUCAACUGAGAGAACUCGAAAUAUCUCUCAUCCUUUUAUUUAUUUUAAAAUUUCUUUUUAUUUUGUUUCCUUACUUCCAAAACUAUCCGAAUGUUUUAGUUGAAAUCCAAAAUCACCCCUGAACUCUUUGAAUUGUCAAUUACUGAACUUUUUUUUCCUUCACAACACACUUUUAGGGGUCGUUUGGAAGUUGCGAUUGUUAAAUAGAUGUAUUGUUGAGAAUGCAUGUAUAAUAUUAUACAUGUAUUGCCGAAUUUGAUGCAUUGUAGAAUACAACGUUUGGUAUGUGUGAUUGUGUAUGUCGCAUCAGCUAAAAGCUGAGACAAAACAAUCUCAACUCAACUAUCUCAACAAUCACAACUAAAAGUUGAGAUAUAACAAUCACUCAAAAUGAGUGAUAGUUUCUGUCACAUCACAUAAACAAUCCAUGUAUUGUUUCUGCUAAAAAAACAAAAAAACAAUGCAUUAUAAACAAUGCAUGCAUAAUGACAAUCUCAACAAAACUAUCGCAACUUCCAAACGGUCUCUUUUAUGCAUGGAACCAAUAAAAGAUCUUAAAAAAAACACAAAUGAUAUACCAUAUCAUGAGAAGCAUUUUGCCUUUGGCUUUUUUGCUUUAUGUUUCAUGCAGACCACCCUUUCGCUUUCAAAAUUUCAAUUUGAGAUAUAAAGAAAUCCUCCUGAAUUGCCAGAACAAAACUUUAUUAGGCAGCCAGCACACAAGUGCCCUUUCCAAUUAUCUCUGGUCUAUCAUUGAAAAAGUCAAUAUCCUCGAUUAAUAUAUGGUAGAGUUUUGUGUAUUUUUCUCCAUUUCAAAUUUUCUGCAACGAGAGUGAAAGUAGGAAGGUCAUUUUUGUCUUUACACACUUAUUAUUUAGUUCAUAUAAAAAUAGCAAUAUCACGAUUUGAACCCGGGUCUCUUCAAACAAAGAUAACAAUAACAACCAGUUACACUAAACAAAUUUAUUGCAUCCUUUUUUAUACAAAAUAUAGACAAAGUUAAUCUCUGAAAAUCAUAGGACUUUUUAAUCAUAAUUAGCAAGCUCACUAAGUCUACCGUAUGUAUUUUUAUCGAGUUUGAUACUUCUAUUUUCAUAGUAGAGAUUUCUCAAUUUUAAAUUCCCGCUCUCUCCUUAAUUUUUGCUAAAGGUAAAUGGGUAAUUGGCUAACAUGGAAGAAACUAAUUAUGGAACUACGUGUUGUAUCCUUGCAUUUUUCAAUUUAAAUUUAAUUUUUUUGUUUUUUUAUCUUUGUUCUUUUCUCUUUCUAACUUCCUCCGAAAUUUCAUCCAUCGUGCAAUAGUUUGCGCCUUUCACUUCCCAGUACAAGACUGUCAUUGAAAAUCAAUCUUCAGAUAUCUCUUGGCACUACGGUUUUAUUGUUGGGAUUUUAAGCUGGGCGAGUAGAAGAUUUCAACUCCGAUAUCAAUUCAUGGCGAAUAGAAUGGAGUUCAUCAAUAACUGAAGUUGUAGAAGGAGGAUUAGAAAUUGAAUUUUUGGUUGAAUAUAUGCCUCUUGAGAUAGAAAUUUGGUUGUACAACGGAGAGUGGUGGCUAUUGGAUCUUUAGGUUUAUGGUUUUUGCAACUGUCACAACCUAUUUCUAUCUUAAAACGAGGAAUCAUUGAUUGAUUGUUUGAAAUAGGUCGCUUCUUUAUUCAACCUACUGGAACUAAUAUAUAAGGAGUGUCUAAUUUUGCGCCUUAUUACUUUGAUCGAGUCUAUUCGCAUAUUGGAGAUAACCCUGAUUUUUUUCGUUUGCUCUCAAGUUGUGAUGGUCCCCUCUUAGCUGAGUUUUUAGUAUAUAGAUGACUUGAAUCAACAACUCUCCAUUUUUUUUUGAUUAGUGACAUAUUGUUUCUUAAAGGAGAGCAUUGAACCCUUUAUAUAGGAUUGUGAGGUUUAAGAUUUAGUUUCAAACUAUCUAUGGGGUGUGUGAGAAUUUCAGUGAGCUUUUAUACUCUAUAUUUCUUGACUGUAAAAAAAACUAACCAAUAGCAUUUUAACAGGGACUUAAUUAGCAUUAUGAAAAUGGGGUCAAUGAUACAUUUUUAACACCCCACCCCAUUACCCUCUCUCUCUCCCUCUCUCUUUCUCGCUCUCUCUGGGAGACGACUGUGGCUAGAAAAGGUGGGAUGAAUAAAAAGUCUAGAUCUGAUUUUUCCGUAUUGGUAGUGAUUUUUCCGUAGUGGUAGUAUUGUUUUCGCAUUGGUAGUGAUUUUUUCGCAGUGGUAGUGUUUUUUCGCAUUGGUAUUGUUUUUUUCCGCACUGGUAGUGAUUUUUUCAUAAUGGUAGUGUUUUUUCGCAGUGGUAGUAUUUUUUCCGCAUUGGAAUUGAUUAUCAUGUAAAUGUAUUGCUUUUCAGUGAAAUGAUAGUUUUUUUGUAGUGGUAGUGUUUUUCACAUUGGUAUUAUUAUUAUUUUUUUGUUGCAUUUGUAUUGAUUUGUAUGCAUUGAUAUUGAUAAACCUGCAAUGAUAUUAGUGUUUUGUGAAAUGAUAGUGUUUUUAUUUCUCGAAUGGUAUUAGUGUUUUAUGCAUUAGUAGUGUUCUUUUAAUGGAUUGAUAUUGUUUUAUUUUUGUAGCGGUAUUAGUUCGGCUGAACGAAAACAAGGAAAAGAUUGAAAAAAAGGAAGACAUAUCUGACUGGAGAUUGUGGAAGUGAGGGAAAGAGAGAGAAUUGUAAUUAAUAUAUUUUUGUAACUUCCUAAAAUGAAAUUUGUUAAAAAAAUAAUUAAUAAUUUUUUUGUCAUACCCAAUUUGCCUUUAGUAACCACAGUAAUUACUAUAAGAAAAAAAUAAUUAAUAAUUUUUUUGUCAUACCCAAUUUGCCCUUAGUAAUCACCAUAACCUGUCCUCGUAUCCUAAUAACAUCCUUAGACUAAUUAACCAUUCUUGUCACUUUAGGAAAAAACACACAGAAGAAACUACCAUUAACUUCUUACCGCCGGUUGCUCAUCCUUUUUCUUUAAUGGCGAUCUUCUUCAUUACUUGAACAAUUGGGAGGGAAAUCUGAAAAGAAUAGGGACGAGGAAAAGAACACAGUAACAGCACAAGCAUUUGGUGCUUUGCCAAAAGUCAAUGUCCGUUCCUCCCCCUGUUUCUGUUUAAACUAAAGGGAGCUGAUCGUGGUGGAAGAAUAUGAGAGAGAGAGAGAUAAGUAGAGAGAGAAAGAGAGAGUCAAUUGACAGAGAGAGGGAGAGAGAGAGACAGGAAGUUUGGGGAUAUCAAUGCUGGGAUGUUUUUGUUUUUGGAUUUUACUGGCAAUUUAGAAGAGAAGAAGAAGCUGCAAUAAAUGAGAUCUCUUUGAUAAGUGGGUGAAAAGGGGGGUUUUCUCUUUAAUUCGCUGUAAGAGAGAGAGAGACAAAGAGUGAGAAGUUUUCAUCAAGCUGCGUGGAUAUGGUGGUCUAGUGUCGUAAAAAUCGAGUCUUUGCUCACCUCUUCUUCUGGGUUUGGCUUCUGAUGCACCAAAAACAAAAGCUUCUCUGUCCAAUCUAUAGCUGAAACCCUCUGUCCCUUUUCCUUUCCCCAGGAAACCAUUUUGAGACUCGGUGUCACUGUGUUGCGGUUGCGGAGCUGCUUGGCUAGGUUUAGGGAUCUGGGUUCUAGGGUUUGACUCUCCCUUCUUCUUCUUCUUCUUCUUCUUCUUCUUCUUCUUCUUCUUCUUCACCCCUUUUCUCUUCAUGAAUUCGUUUUCUGUAAUUGGGACUCGUUUUUAAGCGAAUUCCCGCUUCCAAUUGCAAGCCCCUCUCUGUAUUUUAAAAGAAAGUUGGAUUCUUGAAGAAAUAUUGUUUAUACAGUUUCCAGUUCCCCUGAUCUGUGUUCGCUCACUGGGAAGCUGCUUUCCUCUUUCUUCCCCCACUUUUCUCCUCUGAUUUCCCACUCCUAGGGUUUCCAAGCUGAUCACUGAAUCGAAAAUAUCCUCAAUUUCCCCCCUUUUUCAUGGGCUGAACUGAAACUUGACCAUCUCGAAGGAGCUUGAUAGUAGCAAGUGUGAUGCAUCUGUCACUGUGGAAGCCUAUUUCCCACUGCGCUGCUCUCAUAUUGGACAAGAAGAGCAAGAGGAAAAAUGGGUCGGAAUCCGAUCUCGAGAUUUCCAGAAAUCCAUCAAUUCUCCGGAAACUUCAAGAGCACAGGUUGAGGGAAGCGCUCGAGGAAGCUUCUGAAGAUGGGUCACUCGUCAAAUCCAAGGACAUGGAUGAUUCCGAGGCGGCCGCUGCUGCAAACAACCAAGACGAAGGAACAAUCGGCCGAUCGAGAUCGCUGGCGAGGCUUCACGCCCAGCGGGAGUUUCUUCGUGCCACGUCCCUUGCUGCAGAUCGAGUGUUCGAGACCCCAGAUUCCAUUCCUGAGCUUCAUGAGUCGUUCUCCAAGUUCCUCACUAUGUACCCAAAGUACGAGUCUUCUGAGAAAGUUGAUCAGUUGAGGUCAGAUGAGUACACCCAUUUGUCUCCCAAGGUAUGCCUUGAUUACUGUGGGUUUGGGCUGUUUUCAUACCUUCAGACUCUGCAUUACUGGGAAUCUUCCACUUUUAGCUUGUCCGAGAUAACUGCGAAUUUGAGCAAUCAUGCGCUUUAUGGUGGUGCUGAGAAGAACACUGUGGAAUAUGAUAUCAAGGCUAGGAUAAUGGAUUACUUGAACAUCCCUGAGAAUGAAUAUGGUCUUGUUUUUACGGUGAGUAGAGGUUCUGCUUUCAAAUUGCUUGCAGAAUCCUACCCUUUUCACACAAAUAAGAAGUUGUUGACCAUGUUUGAUUACGAGAGUCAGUCUGUGAAUUGGAUGGCUCAGAGUGCCAAGGAGAAAGGUGCAGAUGUUUACAGUGCUUGGUUCAAAUGGCCAACACUUAAGCUUUGCUCAACAGAUUUGAGGAAGCAGAUUUCGAACAAGAAAAGAAGGAAGAAGGAUUCUGCCACUGGUUUAUUCGUCUUCCCUGUGCAGUCGAGGGUUACAGGAGCCAAGUAUUCUUAUCAGUGGAUGGCACUUGCUCAGCAGAACAACUGGCAUGUGUUGCUUGAUGCUGGAUCAUUAGGCCCCAAAGAUAUGGAUUCACUUGGUUUAUCGUUGUUUCGACCUGAUUUCAUCAUCACUUCGUUUUACCGUGUGUUUGGGUUUGACCCAACUGGGUUUGGAUGUCUUCUUAUUAAGAAAUCUGUCAUGAGUUGUCUUCAGCAUCAGUCUGGCAGUACAGGGUCUGGGAUAGUGAAGAUAACUCCGGAGUAUCCUCUCUAUUUGAGUGAUUCUGUAGAUGGUCUAGAUGGGACGACUGGUGUUGAAGAUGACGAGGUUAUGGGAAGUGAUGAAAAUGGUACUACGGAACCGCGUCAAGGGACGCAGCUGCCUGCAUUCUCCGGAGCAUUUACACCUGCUCAAGUGAGCGAUGUUUUUGAGACCGAGAUGAGUCAUGACAACAACUCGGAUAGAGAUGGGACGAGCACUAUAUUUGAAGAAACAGAAAGCAUCUCUGUUGGUGAAGUGAUGAAAAGCCCUGUUUUCAGCGAAGAUGGAUCGUCAGACAAUUCGUUCUGGAUCGAUUUGGGCCAGAGCCCGUUGGGUUCCGACUCUGCAGCAAAACACAAGUCAAUUGGCUCUCCGCUGCCACCUUUUUGGUUCUCCAGCAAGAAGAAUCACAACAAGAGAAACUCACCAAAACUGACUUCAAAGAUCUACAGCAGUCCACUGUAUGAUGACAAGGUGUUGUCAUUUGAUGCUGCGGUUUUAUCAGUUUCUCAGGAGCUCGACCGUGUUAAGGAGGUUCCUGAAGAAGAGCAGUAUGGCCAUACAAACCUGAGAGAGGGUCUUAAUCAUAUGCAUGUUUCCGAGAUUGAAGAAGAAGAACCAGCAAACGGGUUUCAUAAUGGCACUGACAAAAUAGAGAGUGCUAUAAGAAGAGAAACAGAAGGUGAAUUUCGGUUACUGGGAAGAAGGGAAGGGAACCGAUAUUCUGGUGGUAGAUUUCUUGGAGUGGAUGAGAGUGAACAUCCGAGCAGGCGAAGAAGGGUGUCAUCUAGCGCGGAGGAGAGUCGUAAAGAACUCGUUACUGAGCCAGGGGAAGUAUCUAUAGCUACACUAGAAGAUGAUAAUGACGUGUACACAAGCGAUGGUGAGUUUGGUGAGGGGAUGCAGGAUUGGGAUAGGCGAGAGCCUGAGAUAAGUUGCCGGCAUUUGGAUCAUGUGAACAUGUUGGGCCUCAAUAAGACCACUCUAAGGCUUCGAUUUUUGAUCAACUGGCUUGUGACUUCAUUGCUGCAACUGAGAUUACCCACUGCCGAAGAAGGAGAAGGAGGAGGAGGAAUGCAUCUUGUCCACAUUUAUGGACCGAAGAUCAAGUACGAGAGAGGUGCUGCAGUUGCUUUCAACAUCAGGGAUAGAAACCAGGGGCUUGUGCAUCCUGAAGUUGUUCAGAGGUUAGCUGAAAGAGAAGGGAUAUCUCUUGGCAUUGGGUUUCUCAGUCACAUACGAAUCGUGGAUGGCCCUAGACAGCAUAAGGGUGGCUUGAACCUUGAAGACGCUACUGCCCUUUGCAGGGCGGUGGAGACUGGUGGUCGCGGAAAAUCAGGUUUUAUAAGAGUCGAGGUUGUCACUGCCUCGCUAGGGUUUCUGACCAACUUCGAAGAUGUUUACAAACUAUGGGUUUUUGCUUCCAAGUUUCUAAAUCCUGGAUUUACCAGAGAAGGCAGCCUUCCGACUGUUGAAGAAGGCGAAGAAACAUGAUGUAUCGAACCACUCAUUGUUCUUUUUUGUUUGCCCAGAUGUGAUGGACCUAAUAUCGAAUCCAUCCGAGAGUCAGAGCUGAAGAUCAAAAGCCAGGGCUGGGAGAAAGCUGGUGCUGUUUCUAUUUCUUUUGCUCUUCCUCAUGACUCUUCUGAAAGAUGGCAGUUGGGUUGGGAUGGAUGGAUUUGUUGAUACUUGUUUGUUGUUUGAUUGUUCUCUUAUUUUCUCCCCUGGGUUCUGGGUUCUUUGUAGAGAGGGUGGGCUCAAAUUUGUAUUCUCACUUGAGAAAGUAUCUAAACAGCAGAAUACAUUGAUCUCAAAAGGUUCCAACAUUCUGCUUUGUAGGUUGUCUGUCUCUAUACUGAAAAAAAAGUUCAAAUUUCUUCAUGCUGCUGUAAAAACACCUCAACUAGGCAAGCCAGUUGUAGAUUAUAAUACCCAAUUCAUUGGCACGUUUUAGAUCCCUGCCAGCCACCCUGAUUGUGGUAGGGAAGAUCUCUAUUUCUUAUUGAACGUGCAAGCUUAUUUCUUACAGCAUUUCAAUGCCAUGCAGGAAGGUUCUUCAACGUCUGUACGCUAGGAACGAAAAAAACUCAUUGUUUAGACUUUAGGUAGAGAAUUAGGCAUUCAUAACGUCUAGCGUCUUCUUCAACUUUAUUAAUAAGAGUAUGUCGAUCUUUGAUGCAAAUCUUGAGUUGGAGAGCCGUCAUUUUCGAGAACCAGUCAAAACAACUAACUUGGGGUUUUACCAAUUUUUGACAAAUUUUGGGCCCGAGGCCCAAACUGCAUUGCUAUCUAGUGACUAUCAAUGUGAUUGACGCCAUAGAUGUUUCAUCACCAUUACAUUUAGAAAAGGCAAAGAUCUUAUCUUUGUAAUGAUCGGUUCAAGUUGAUGCUUGAUCUGAUGGAAUGGAACAGGUCUUUGUUUCUUUUCUUAAAGAGUAAUCAUCAUUGUUGUUGGUAUUGGCCAUUGCCCCAUCGAGCUUUAUUUGUCAUGCAAAAGGAAUGGUUCAGCAAAAGGAAAACCAGUGAGUUGGGCAUAUUGAAGCCACUUUAUGAAAGCUAUGGAGUUAUUAUCCUAUCCUAUAUAAUGAUCUCAGUCCUGUGUAAUUUAUUUCGAUAGAACUUAACAACUUGGUGCUUGUUGUUUCAGUACAUUCCUACUGAGUUUGUGAAGAAAUACAGAUCCAGGCUAGGCAGCAAUGUAACACCGAAGGUCGCUAAUGGUGAUAUAUGGGAAGUAGAGCUGGCUCCCAAUGACGAUGGGCUGAUUUGGCUGAUUAAGGGCUGGGAAGAUUUCGCAAAGCACCAUUCUUUGAAGCAAGGUGAUAUUCUGGUUUUUCGGCUAGAGCAUGACAGCUUCUUUCACGUCAUGGUGUUUGAUCCCACUGCAAGCGAGAAGAAGUAUCGUUGCAAGGAUGUGAAUAACCUUCACAAAAUGUAAUUUCAUAGCUAGAUUUAAAUGCUUGCAUUUCACAAUUCAUAUUUGACCCCAAUCACCAAUACAGGAAUUCAAGAACCAAGGAGGGAAAUCGCCUCCACAAAUCCAAAUUUCUCCAUCACCAUAAAUGCAGGUCACUUGAAGCGUCUUCGUACUGUCGGUUCAUUCAUUUCCAUCAAACGAAUUCCACCUUUGUCUUUCAAGGAAGUUUCGUCAUAACCAAAAUUUGAAAGCUACCUCUCUCUUUUGAAUGUGCAGCUUCUGCCCACUACUUUUGUGCAUGAGCACAUGAUGCCUGAACAUGGCACAGUGGUGGUUUCAGAUGAAGAGGGGCUCGGCUCAUGGCCCCUGUCCUUCGUCCUUCGCCAACGUGAACGUGGACAGGGCUCGUUCAUUGGUGGUUGGCCGGCGUUCUCUAGGGACAACUCUCUGAAACUAGGUGAUGUUUGUCGGUUCGAGCUCAUCUCCGAGGGCCAAAUGAAAGUGAGUGUUCGGAGGGCUUAAGAAUGGUUGGAUGUGCUGAUAGUUUGAGAACCUCUAGAAUGGAGUUUGUUGGUUGUAUGUGUUUACUUAUGGAUGAUGAUGGUGAUGAAGCUUAUGAAACAGCUUGGUCACAGCACAAAAAAAAAAAAAAAAAAAAAAAACAGAGCAGGAAAUGGCAGAAACAGGGGACGAGCAGAGACAGAGAGCAGCCCUGGUGGCUGUAUUUAACCGCCAGCUUCAGGAGUAUGCUGCUGCGGAGAGGAAGUUAAUAGCUGCCCACAAGUUAAAGGUAGCUGCGCGAUCCGCAGAAAGAUAAGGGAAGCUGAGGAGCAGCUUGAGAGGAAUCUAGAGAAGCCUCGCAGGGACCAUCACUCUGCCUGUGCCAAGCUACUGAAUGCUACGGAGAAGAAGAAGAAGAAAAAGAGUCACAAUCAAGGACUUCAGUAUGUCCUUUGUGUUUUGGCUUCGAAUUGUUUAGCAGUUCAGUUGUUCGUUCCAUUUCAGUUGUCCUGUUUCAGUAGCCAGAGCAAACAGAGCAAGUGAUGUGGCAUUGUUUUGAGUUCCCCCUUUGCAUUUGAAGAUAAUCAGGGAAAAGCUCUGCUUUUGAAUCAGAGAAGACGAAGAAGGAGUCGACCGUUGUUCAACACGACAACGUUUCCACAGAGAACUCAGCUGCUGUCCACAAUGGCGCCGUCUCCACUAAGACACGCAGGAGCUGGAGUGGUGUCGUAUUGGGAAAGUUCUCUUUUAGUCCUCCAAGUCUUUAAUUCUGUUUGUUUCCGUUUUAAGCAAUGUACUUUCUUUAGCCACAAGGCUUGUCUUCUUCCUCGUUCUGUCUGUACUAAACUCACAGCUAUAUAAGCUGAUCUCUGAAUGCAAACAAACUAAGCUCUUUUCUCCCCAACCCUAAAUGGUUGUUAUGGUAUCAGAGUCUCGUAUUCCUCUCCUAAGUUUAACCUUAAGAUGGUAGUUUGACAGCUACAGAGAUCCCCCGUAACCAUUCAGGGCAUUGGCUAUUUGGCUACCACAAGAAGAAGAAAAUUGUGGACAAAGUAGCUCGGAAAGGUCUCAACUUUUUACAUUAGGUGAAUAAACAACAUGUUGGGUA
This is a messenger RNA of Linum trigynum, 11786 nucleotides long. NCBI's taxonomy places the organism in Eukaryota, Viridiplantae, Streptophyta, Magnoliopsida, Malpighiales, Linaceae. The record is from the annotation of a GenBank genome assembly.